Messenger RNA from Dictyostelium purpureum, 399 nucleotides. RefSeq lists its product as uncharacterized. The transcript is spliced from 3 exons. Lineage: Eukaryota; Evosea; Eumycetozoa; Dictyosteliales; Dictyosteliaceae. The record is from RefSeq and is a predicted model, not a curated record. Gene Ontology annotation, cellular component: cytoplasm. The coding region runs from base 1 to 399 and encodes 132 amino acids.
AUGGGUCUCAUUUCAUUAGUAUUCGAUUGUAUUGUCAUCUCCAGUGCCUGUGCUGGUGCAAGAAGAAUGACUGGUUUUAACGUGGGCCAAAAAGUAGUUGAUAUGGUAAAGAAUGAAAAAGCUCUUACAUUUACUAAAGGAUUUUUCAAUGUUGGUGAAUGGGUUGUAGAUAAAGGUGUAAAUUAUGCAAGAAGAAAGAUCAUUCAAAAUAAUUUAAACGAAUUUAAAGAAACUAUGAAACCAACCUCAACAAAUCUUCAACAACAUAAUACAUAUUCACACCAACAUCACCAAAAUAAUCAAUACAUGCCACCAAGCCAAAACCAAAACCAAAACCAAAACCAACAACAACAACCACCACAACAACAAAAUGAACAUAAUCAACAAUACAGAUUUUAA